AUGAGUACUGUCAUAUUCUCAGAUACAGGGAAUAUCAACCUUCCUUACAUCCUAGUUCCUGUCUGUGUAUUAGUAACUAGGUGCAAACAUGUAAUACCCCAUGAGAUACAGGAAUGGAAAGCAUGUCACUUCGCUAGUUCUUGUCGAUGCCAAAACGUUCCUCGUUCACAAAAUAUAAUAGCAGAUUGUUCAGGAAAAGAUCUACUUCGUAUACCUAAGCUACCACACAAUCUUCAAAAUUUGUUUCUCCAAAACAAUAAUAUCAGUAGAAUAGAAGAUGGGAUUUUCAAAGACAGUUCUAAACUAAAGACUUUGGAUUUGUCUUUUAAUAGAAUAAGCUAUUUAAGAAAGACCUCGUUCAAAGGACUCCAAAAUUUGAUUUCGUUGAAUCUAGGCAACAAUGAUUUGAAAUAUGAAAACAAGUCGUUUGAACUUUCAGCUUUUUAUUUUCUGGAGAACUUGAAAAGCUUGAAUAUAAAAAGAAAUGUCAUCACCUCAUUUGUGCCAGACUUAUGGAAACUUCGGUCCCUCGAAUUACUGUCAAUAGAUUAUAUUGCAGACAAAAUUGCAAUUCUCGAUGAGAAAUUUUCAAAUUUAAAAAGACUAACAGGUAUAGAUCUAUCUGGUAUUACAGGAAAUUGCAAAAUGCCUAUAUUAACAGAGAAAACAUUUUUGUACUUGCCUCAAAUAACUCAUUUAAAUAUAUCCAAAUGCAAAAUACAACAUAUUUUUAAAGGAACGUUUAAGAUAUUAAGAAAUAUAUCCGAACUUGAUGUGUCUUUAAAUACAUGUUUGAGAUUCGAAACGCUUGAAAAUAUAACCACUGAUUUGCAACACUCGGCAGUUAAAAUCCUUAAAGUAAACAAUAUUCACAGUAUUUUCGGAAUGCCUACAGUACUGAAUACCUCUCAUAUUUGGAGUUUAAAAAACACAUCACUUGUUAGAUUUGAGGCCGCUGGAAACCGUAUUCAGAGAAUAGAAUCCGGUACAGUAAAAUAUUUGCCUCCGUCCUUAACAAGUGCGGAUUUAGGCGACAACAUGUUUUCUUUUGGAGAAUAUGUGAUUGAAUUGAAGGAUCUGCCAAUUACAUCACUAGAAAUUUCGGAUAAUUUUUCUCCUCAUAAUGUGUUUAACUCUUAUAUAGAGGAAUGUCCUCUUACAGAAGAGACUGUUACAAUUAAUUCAAUUAACAACUUGUUUUUUUAUGAACGUCCAUUUUUUGAAAAGUGGAAAAAGAAAUCUACAUUUUUUCCUGUGCCCGAAAAGCUGAAAAAAUUUAUAUGUAAGUCUAACAACCUGAACUCUGAAAUACCCAACAUAGGUUUCAAGGCAAAUGAGUUAAACUAUUUAAGUCUAAGUGAUAAUGUCUUGCAUACAUGGACAGGUCCAGUAACGAAUAUAAGAAAAUUGACUGAUUUAGACCUUUCAGCAAACUUUUGUUCUAAUAUUUCAAAGAUUUUUUUCAAUCAAGAUUUCAUUAAUUUAAGAUGCUUACUGCUUCAAAACAAUCUAUUAGGUCUCGUUCUACCUACGGAUGUCGACGGAGAAUUAUUUCAGAACCUCUACAAUGUCGAGUACAUUAAUCUUUCAAAAAAUAAAAUAGCAAAUAUACCAAAUCUUUUAUUUAAAGAGCAACACAAUUUGGAAAGAUUAGACCUCAGUGAAAAUAUGAUUGAUGACAUCAACUUUAAAAUAUCUCAUAUGAGAAAGCUCAUGUUUUUGAAUGUAAAGAAUAAUAGAAUAUCAAUUCUGAGUCAGUAUGCCAUGAAUGAGUUGGACUCGGUUGCCAAAGAGAAUAACAAUCUCACUAUUGAUCUUAGUGGAAAUAAUCUUGUUUGCAAUUGUGAUUCUCUGUCUUUCGUCAAAUGGAUAGUAAACACACCGACUAAUUUUCUCCGUUUGGAAAAAUACGAAUGUAAAACAUCAACAAACACACUCAGUCUUUUUCGAAACCCUAGAGAAGUUUACGAAACACUGCAAAAGGAAUGUAUGUCAUAUGAAAGUUUAAUAAUUGGAGUAACGACGGGAAUAUUGAUGUUUAUCUUUAUACUUUGUGGUGGUAUGAUUUACCGAUACAGAUGGAAACUACGCUAUCUUUACUACAUGGUCAAGGUCAAAUGGAGGGACCCCGAACAUAAUUCCGACAACAAAGAUGAACGACUAUACAUGUAUGAUGCUUUCGUGUCAUAUGCAAAUGAGGAUGAUACAUUUGUCCACCAUAAUCUUCUCAAUAAUCUAGAGAAAAACGGUAACAUUCAGUUGUGCUUGCAUAGGCGGAAUUUUCUACCCGGAAAUGACAUUGCUACUAAUAUCACAUCCGCAAUUCAUAACAGCCGAAAAACUAUUGUCAUAAUGUCUGCAAGUUAUUUAGCUUCGUACUGGUGUAUGUUCGAAUAUAAUAUGGCUAAAAUGGAGAGUAUCUAUGAACGCAAUUGUGAGAACAUCCUUUUCCUAGUAUUUUACGAGAAAAUGUCUGCUUGCGAUCUUCCACUUAAAAUACUGGAACUGGUUCAUUGUCAAUCAUAUAUUGAGUAUCCAAAUGAUGAGUACGGCGAUGUUGUCUUUUGGGAACAGCUUCAAAAGGCAAUCGAAUCCUACUAGUAAAUAUGUCCUCUAUUUGACAAUACGUAUAGUUAAUUAUAUACACGGACUUCCAGCAUGCAUUUGGCUUUUAAGUGUGUUACAUUAAAUGUUUUGUCAAUAAUAUGUAAUAAGAUUAUAAGUUCUUCUGAACUAGAUCUACUAUCAUUGCUUUAGCAAAUAUGAAGUACGAAUUUCUAUUUCUAGAAAGUAAACCAUGUGUGUUAUAAUUUCGCUAUACUAACCAAAUAUAUGUAUAUAACACGUACUAUAUUGAGUGCUCUAAAGUUCCGCGUAGAGUUUAAAUUAGAAUCAGAGACUAACCAAACUUUCGUUUUUCUCCAUCAUUUAUAUAGGUUGUACAUGAUGAUAUCAUUUGUUCACAACAAUAAGGCAGAUCUUAACAUAAGUUGGUAUAUCACGUGAACCACCUGCUAUGCUACAUACUAGACAAAUCUUAGUAUAGUAACAAUAUACUUACAGAAUGAUCUACUAACGCUGGAUUACAAAUUAGAAAUGUCCGUUUAUUGGUAUUGUUUUAUUGAUUUUUGUAUAGCAAUGGAUAAUGUAUAAGUUUCUAUCAAUGCCCGGUCGAAAUAUGCACAUACCUACCUAUGCCUACACUAUUGACAAGCAGUCUUCACGUUAGAUAGACCUUAUAGAACAGGUCUUUGAAAAUUGGGAGAAAAGUGUGAACGUUUUAAUUAUAAAAAAGAGCCAUGCGUUAAAUGAUGAUAAUAUAAAAGGAAAAGCGUAUUUUCUAGAAUUUGUAAUUUUAAUGUUAGCAUACUUUUGUUUUGAUUUUUCGAAUCGCUUAUUAUCUUGAUUGUUAAUUUUUUUUCUUGCUCCAAUGAUAUUCAAAAUAGGUACAAUGCAAAGAUUUGUUUUGUUUUUAUUGCUUUAUUAUCGUCUUAUUUUGUAUAUUUUUAUGUUAACAAUAUCAAGAAAACCAACACUUUUGUUUAAUUACAUGUACUUUUCUUAGACAGUAGAACUUUAGAGCUGUACCAGUAUCGUUCAAUCGUUUUGUAUCAAAGAUAUCCCUAUUUUCGAUUUUCCGUCUGAAGCCUUUUUUUUCCAAAAAAACACAGUGUGGUAAAUUUUAAUAAGUUCUUUUACCCUAAACCAGCAAAAUUCGUUACAUCUUACUAAAGUAAGUUAGCAGUUAAAAGUCGGUAUGUUUUCUUUUAAAGAUAUGUUACCAUUUUUGAAAACAAUUGUCACCAGCUAUAACUGUAGAAGGUAUGAAUGACCUUGAACAGUUGGUGUUUUUAUUUUUGUUUUAUGAUCAUUUACUUAAAGCUGUUUUGUUUAACAUUUACCUUAUAACUAUUCCUUCAGUUUAAUUCAGGUAUAGAAUAAAAAAACAGUAAUACCAUACCAAUACAAAGGAUAUUUUUGAGUAACGAAGGAAUAAUCUUAAUGCGUAUUUAAUCCGACGAAUAAUGGAACAGUUGUUAGUUAACAUGUUAAUCGAUAAUGGGAUAAUCUAAUAUAUUUUGUCAUACUUUGUCAUAUUAAAGCAAUAGCAAUUGUUUUUGAAAAAGAUAAAAUAUAAAGUUUAAAUUUAAAAUUAGUAGGAUAAAUAAAGGCAACAGUAGUAUACCGCUGUUCCAAACUCAUUAAUCAAUGGACAAAAAACAAAAUCGGGAUAACAAACUAAGACUGAGGGAAACGCAUUAAAUAUAAUCGGAGAAUAACGAAACAACAUUAAAAUGGAGGAUAAUAGAAAUAAAAAGUUGAGGCGUCACUUGUAAUUUAUUCUACUUUGGGAAUUUUUGCCACUUACAAUAGUGUUAUACAAUCGAGAAUAUUUUUCAUAUUACAUAUUCUGUAAAGUUUGAAAUGUAUGCAAGUGGAUCCGGAAAACACUUAUCAUAUGCAUUUCCGUUGUCUUUAAAUAUUCAAAGCUGACAACUUGAACUCAAGACCUACAUUUUGUAAAUAACCUAGACUUUUCGUUAUCUUUAUUUAGAAUAGAUGGUGUUUACCAUAUUUUUUAUAUACUGUGUUUAAUAAGUACUACUCCUAUCUACUUAGACUAGCCUUUUGAAUAAGUAAACAUGGAUAAUUCAUAAGUUGCUUGAUAUAAGCUACUUUAAAUGACUUGCACCUUCUUAUUGGUGUACAACUGAACUAGAUAACAUAAAAUGUUAAGACAUUUAUUUCUGCUAGCUAAACGGUUAACAUCAAUUGCCUUGAAAAAAAAGUUUUCCGUAUUUCCUAAUGUUAGAGAUGUUAAAAAAACAUUUUCACCAAAUUCAUAUUAUCUGUAACAUUAUCUUAU
This is a messenger RNA of Mytilus trossulus (common blue mussel), 4867 nucleotides long. Its product is annotated as toll-like receptor 4. Gene Ontology annotation, molecular function: protein binding; transmembrane signaling receptor activity. The transcript has 2 exons. The coding region runs from base 1 to 2601 and encodes 866 amino acids. The record is from RefSeq and is a predicted model, not a curated record. Gene Ontology annotation, cellular component: plasma membrane. Gene Ontology annotation, biological process: toll-like receptor signaling pathway; inflammatory response; immune response. NCBI's taxonomy places the organism in Eukaryota, Metazoa, Mollusca, Bivalvia, Mytilida, Mytilidae.